Messenger RNA from Engraulis encrasicolus (European anchovy), 3725 nucleotides. It is a transcript of the gene wfikkn2b, whose product is annotated as WAP, follistatin/kazal, immunoglobulin, kunitz and netrin domain containing 2b. NCBI's taxonomy places the organism in Eukaryota, Metazoa, Chordata, Actinopteri, Clupeiformes, Engraulidae. The transcript is spliced from 6 exons. The coding region runs from base 343 to 2136 and encodes 597 amino acids. Gene Ontology annotation, biological process: transforming growth factor beta receptor signaling pathway. The record is from RefSeq and is a predicted model, not a curated record. Gene Ontology annotation, cellular component: extracellular region. Gene Ontology annotation, molecular function: transforming growth factor beta binding; serine-type endopeptidase inhibitor activity; receptor antagonist activity.
UUGGCGGGCAAGGACGAGUGAUGUGGUCAGACUAAUUGUCUGUGUCGUUGAGGACAAGAAGUUUUGUUUGACAGUUGAUCAGGGUAUAAAUACCGGGACCUAUCCUUACAAGACUAUACCAUUUCUGAGAACACACGUCUGGUUUACUUGAUAAAGCGAUUUGCCUAGAGACUUCGACUUCGACUUCGAGAUUUUUGACUGAUUAAGAUCAACACUUUGGCUGCCCGGACGCACUCGAAAACUUCACUCACAUCUUGCAUUAUCCGAAAGCAUCUCUGCUCUGCAAGUAACUAUUCAGAGUUGAGUUUUAUUUUCAAGUAGGGCACUAUCCAUUCUCGGAAGAUGUGGUGGAUGCUGUUCCCCCACUGGAUCAGGUUCCUGUCUCUACUCAGCGCGGUACUGCACAUGGGUGAGCGCGUGCUGGCCAUGACUUUGCCAAGAGCCACGUACUCGCACGCGGGCAUCUGUCCCAACGACAUGAACCCCAACCUCUGGGUGGAUGCCAUGAGCACCUGCACGAGAGAAUGCGACUCUGACCAGGAGUGCGAGACCUUUGAGAAGUGCUGCUCCAACGUGUGCGGCAACCGCAGCUGCGUGGCGGCGCGCUACAUGCGUGAGGGCUCCGUGGGCCCCGUGGGCAUGCCGCGGGAGGCCACGUGCGACAAGUUCAUGUGCGCGCAGCAGGGCUCACAGUGCGACGUGUGGGACGGACAGCCCGUCUGCAAGUGCAAGGACCGCUGCGAGAAAACUCCAAACUUCACCUGCGCCUCUGAUGGAAUGACAUACUACAACAGGUGCUACAUGGAUGCCGAGGCCUGCUCCAAGGGCAUCUCCCUCUCCGUCGUCACCUGCCGCUUCACCUGGCCAAACACCAGCCCCCUGCCUGCGGGUACCACCACGCGGCCCACCACGCCUGUCCAGCAGCCCCUCACCACACCUGUAGACCUGCACGCACCCGUCCUCGUCGGCACACCUGCCCACCAGUCCGUUUUCGUCGGCGAGACGGCCAGCUUCCUGUGUGAGGUCGGGGGUCGCCCGCGCCCGGAGGUCACAUGGGAGAAGCAGGUUGACGGUCCCGGGCCCGAUGGCACCGGCGAGGGGAAGAACGUGGUGAUGCGGCCCAACCACGUCAGGGGAAAUGUGGUGGUCACCAACAUUGGACAGCUGGUGGUGUACAACGCCCAGCUGCAAGACGCCGGCAUCUACACCUGCACGGCAACAAACACGGCAGGCUCACUGCAGGCGCACUACCCGCUCUCCGUGCUACCGCCCGAGCCCGUCAAGAAGGAGGAGCAGGCCAACGCCACGCGCUUCCCCGUGGAGGAGUGCAUGAAGCUGCCUGACAUGGACGACUGCGCUGGUGCCGGUGCCGGUGGUGGCAGCAUGGGCAGCAUGGAGAUGUCAGAGACCGCCAGGGUGAGCUGGUACUACGAGGCCAAAAGAAACAACUGCUUCACCUUCACCCACUGUCCCAAAGGCCCGAACCCCAGCCCCAAACAGCACCUGAAUCGCUUCGACACGUAUGAGUCGUGCAUGCUGUCGUGCCGCCCGGAGCUGGGCGCAGCGUGCACCCUGCCCAGCCUGCAGGGCCCUUGCAAGGCGUACGAGCCACGCUGGGCGUACAGCGCCGCCAUGGGCACCUGCCAGUCCUUCGUCUACGGUGGCUGCGGCGGCAACGACAACAACUUCGAGACCAAGGAGGCGUGCGAGGACGCCUGCCCGUUCCCCAAGAGCCACCAGCGCUGCCGGCCCUGCAAGCCGCGACACCGCAUGGUCACCAGCUUCUGCCGCGCCGACUUUGUGGUGCUGGGCCGCGUGUCAGAGAUGACGGAGGAGUCCGACUCGGGCCAGGCGCUGAUCACCGUGGAGGAGAUCCUGAAGGACGAGAAGAUGGGGCUGAGGUUCUUCGGCAAAGAGCCGCUGGAGGUGACGCUGCGGAGCAUGGACUGGUCGUGCCCGUGCCCCAACGUGACGGCGGCGGACGGGCAGGUGAUCAUCAUGGGGGAAGUGAGCGAAGGCAUGGCCAUCCUGCAGCCGGACAGCUUCGUUAGCGUGUCCAGCGUGCGCCGUGUAAGGAAGCUCAGGGAGGUUAUCAACAAGAACACAUGUGACAUACUGAAAGAGUUCAUACAGUGAGGUGUACACACACACAGACAUACACAUGCACACACACACAUCAACAAGAACACAAUAACAUCGAGAGAAACUCACGCAAUAUAAUGCACACACAUGUUAAAAGCUGUACAGAUGUAUUUUUCUUUUGUUUAUAUACAUAUCCCAUAUCUUAUGAAUACUCAGUUCAUACUCAGUACAUGCUCAGUGACGUUCAUUGAAAGCUAAAUACAUUUUUAAAGAAAAAAUAAUAAUUUAAUUUAAAAUUUAGAAACACAUAUUUGUGUAUAUUAACCCUUUUCCCACUGCAAGAUCUCUUUUUUAAAAGAAAAAUAAUCCCUCCGAUUGUUUGUUUCCACAAAACCUCUGAGCAAUGUGACAGGUCAGGACCUCCUAGUGUCUCCUUAUGUAAAAGGCAUGAUCACAGGAUGUGUGUUUAAGUGUCCUUCGUGCUAGAACAGAAGGAGGGCAGGCGCUGAGCAUAGGCAGACGAGGCGGUCGCCUAGGGCACCAAAUGUCUUGGGGGGACACCAUAGUUAACGGCCUAAAGUCCUACACAGAAUUAGAACGUUAAGUAGAAUAAAAUAAAAAAAAAUACGCUUUUCAUUGACAUGGGCAUUCAAUUUGUACGUAUCUAUGUGUUUGUAGAUACCAGAUCAGCUGUGCUUAAAUCAGAUGUAUGACACUAUGUUUGCAGAUGGCAAACUACAGUACUGGUUACUACAGUAAAUGCAUGAAAUGGGAAGGGAAGGCUACUCGCCUAGGGCACCAAAGUGACUGAAAGCGGCCCUGAAUGAAAGAACAUGUUUGUGGACAUGGGAAGUAUUAAUCAAAACCAUGUGCGUGCUCCAGGCCCUGAGAGAUUUCAUCCUCACUGUUCUCAUCUCAAGCCUCAAGCCGCUUCAAACAACACACCAACCGUGCCUGCAAUUUAAAUUUCCUUUAUUUUAGAGGCUGCAUCUUUUUCAAAGAACGUUUUUUUCCCCCACUGGAACUGGAAGUGGUUGUAAAUUAGCCUUUUUUUGUUUUUGUUUGUUUUUCGUUUUUAUACCGUCUUUAUAGACAUGACGUAUCUCAGCAUUUUGGACUGUUAAAUAAAAAGUAGAGGACGACUGUUACAUUUGUAAGAUAAACUUAGCUUUUGGUGACAAACUUGCACAAGCUGUAUUAUACUGUAUUUUCAGAAAAGAAAACAACAACAAAAAAACUACCAGGAGAGAAGACGCCAGGGAGCCUUUUUCGCCCCGAAGCCGUGUGUAGAUUUGACUGUAAAUACAAAAGAAAAUUUGACAGCUUGUGGAGGCCGGUAGUUCAUUUGUUUUGCUGUAUUUAUUUGGCCUUUGCUUUACACUCUGGGAUAUUAAAAACAUAUUUAUCAUUCCUGAAGCAUAAUUAAAAGACAUAUCCUACAAACAUUUCUCAUGGCAAUGUAAACAUUAUGUACUGUUAUGUCUGUAUUUAUGUAUAUUGUCUAUGCAGAAAAACCUGCUUAUGGUGGUACAAAAUAAACAUUUGGGCCCAUCUUUAAUAAAAAAAACUGUCUGUGUUUAUACUUCUGUGUACAAUUGUCCUUACUGUCAGUCUGUCUGUCUUUCAUAUCACUUACCACCUAC